Gastrolobium bilobum is the source of this 582-nucleotide messenger RNA. RefSeq lists its product as uncharacterized. The coding region runs from base 1 to 582 and encodes 193 amino acids. NCBI's taxonomy places the organism in Eukaryota, Viridiplantae, Streptophyta, Magnoliopsida, Fabales, Fabaceae. The transcript has a single exon. The record is from RefSeq and is a predicted model, not a curated record.
AUGCCCAAGUAUGUCAAAUUCAUGAAGGACAUUCUCUCCAAAAAGAGAGGAAUAACCGAAUAUGAAACUGUGAAGAUGACACAAGAAAGCUGCCAAUACUUGGGCAAACUCCCACCUAAGCUACGGGAUCCAGGAAGUUUCACCAUACCUUGUACAAUAGGGAACACGUACCAAAGUAAAGCCUUGUGUGACUUAGGGGCACGCAUCAACCUUAUGCCCUCCUCAGUUUUUAAACAAUUGGCCACAGGACCAGCAAAACCAACCACUGUAACCUUACAGAUGGCAGAUAGAUCCAUUGUCAAACCAGAAGGAAAGGUGGAAAAUCUACUAGUCAAGGUAGAUAAAUUUAUCUUUCCUGCUGACUUCAUCAUUUUGGACUAUGAAGCAGAUAUAGACGUUCCCAUCAUCCUGGGACGACCGUUCCUAGCAACCGAAGGAGCGGUCAUCAAUGUACAAAAAGAGGAACUUACCAUGCGAGUACAUGAUGAUGAAGUUAAAUUCAAUGUCAUCAAAGCAAUGAAAUUUUAUGAUGAGGAUGAAGAUCUGGAAGAAUGCUCUGCAAUCACAUUAUCAGAUAACUAG